UGACUGUUGGACCUAUCUGUAGGUAAGGGUAUUGUCCAGCCAGAAGUGGGGGUUGUUUUCCUCCUGGCUGUACUAUUGUAAAUCUUUUGCCAGGCAAUUAUAUUUAUCCAUCCUUCCCAACAUUUUUGGGCUGAGUCUUGGUGUUUUGGAGGUUCUUACAGACACAAGAUUCCCAAUGAUUUUCUGAGAUGAACUUGGGCAAGGAGGGAUGCCCAAUCCAAGGUGGUCUCCUCUUGUCUUUUCCCCCAAACCAGGAUUUUUCAUUCCCAGGGCGUGGCUGAAUGGAGGAGGAGGAAAAGCCCUGGAGAUCCAUCAUGUGGAGCUGCAAACCCAGCCCAGGGAGCUGCGGGGAGGAAAGAGCCCUCCUUAGCCAGGAAGGUGGGUGGAGAUCCAGCCAGAGCUCGGAGCUGGUGGAGAAGCCUCAUGGCAGGGAGAAGCCCCACAAGUGCUUGGAAUGUGGGCAGGGUUUCAGCCAGAGUUCCCACCUGAUCCAGCACCGGAGGAUCCACACUGGGGAGAGGCCCUAUGAGUGCUUGGAAUGUGGGAAAAGUUUCAGCCAGAGCUCCAACCUGAUCCGGCACCAGAGGAUCCACACCGGAGAACGGCCCUUUGAGUGCUUGGAAUGUGGGAAGGGUUUCAGCCAGAGCUCUGGCCUGAUUCAGCACCAGGUGAUCCACACUGGGGAACGGCCCUACGAGUGCUUGGAAUGUGGGCAGGGUUUCAGCCGUCUCUCCAACUUGAUCCGGCACCAUGGGAUCCACUCUGGGGAACGGCCAUACGAGUGUGGGGAGUGUGGGAAGAGCUUCAGAGACAUCUCUAGCCUGAUCCAGCACCAGGUGAUCCACACUGGGGAACGACCCUAUGAGUGCUUGGAAUGUGGGCAGGGUUUUAUCCGGAGCUCCCACCUGAUCCGGCACCAGAGGAUCCACACUGGGGAGAGGCCCUACGAAUGUGGGGAGUGUGGGAAGAGCUUUAGAAACAGCUCUGAGCUGAUCUGGCACCAGGUGAUCCACACUGGGGAACGGCCCUACACCUGCUUGGAAUGUGGGAAGAGCUUUGGGCGGAGCUCAGAUCUUAGAACACACCAGCGCAUCCACACUGGGGAGAGGCCCUACGAGUGUCCCCAGUGUGGGAAGAGGUUUCAUACCAGCUCCAGUGUCCUCCUACAUGAGCGGAUUCACACAGAGGAGAGGCCCUUCCGCUGCCCUGACUGUGGGAAGGGCUUCAAGCGAAACUCCAACCUUACCAUCCACCGUCACAUCCACACCAGAGAGUGUGGGGAGUGCGGGGAGAGCUUCUCCAGGAACGCAGCCUUGACCAGACUACAACAGAGGCAGCACUAAGGGAGGCCCUGUGAGAGCCCAGAGUGAGGGAAGAGCUUGGAGUGAGGGAAGAGAGUGAGGGAAGAGCCUGGAGAGAGGGAAGAGAGUGAGGGAAGAGCUUGGUGUGCUGCUGCAGCUCCAUCCCCCAUGGGAGGAUCUGGGCUGGAUAAUCCCCAGUGAUCCCUGUUAGGCAGAGCCCUUGUGUCCCCUUAUGGGGAAUUAAACAGAGAGUAAAACAUUGGAGCUGAUAAAGGGGCCCGAUAUCUGAGGCUUGACUGAGCAGAAACUGUGGGAGACACAGACACAGUUUAAGUCUCCCUGGGCAAGUAGUGGCCAGGCAACAUGUUGUGAGACUUUGUGAUAAGGUUUCCAGGUGACCUGAUGUCAUGAAGAAUGUGCAACCAAUGGGAAAUUAUUAUCAAAAACAUAUCCCUGUAUAAGCACUGUACAAGUAAAUCCCUUUAUAAACACCUGCUCCACACAAUAAAAUUGGCUCUGGUCUAAACUCUGAUGUCCCCGUCUCUCCAUGGUGGAUUACCCCUGUUGUGGGUGAUCCCUGUUGUGUAGGGGGAAGGUGUUGGAGGGAUUUCUUUCCCUUCUCCUUGUGCUGCCGUGGUUUGGUUGGUAAUAAAUUCCCUCCCUGUGCCCAGGCUGGGUCUGUUGUCCCAGUGGGAUCUUUCCUAUUCCUUCUCUGUACUCCCGAGCCUCUCCUCAGCCAAUCAGAGAAGGCACUCUAAUAAUUGAGCCAAUCAGAGUGCACAGCGCUGAUGACGCCCCAGUUGCCGGCAGUCCCGCAGCACCCAGAUCUCCUCACCUGGACUCCACCCACGCCCCACCCUCGCCCCCAGCACCCUCCACCAGGGCAACUUGGGGAGGGGGAGGUGUCAGACCCUGCCCAGCGCUGGCCAUGGCGUGUGUGGCGGCAGCUGGGGCCCUGCUGGUAGCACUGGAGCCCCCCUUGCUGGGGGCGCAGGGCUUCCAGGUGAGCAGGAGGGGAAGUGUUGGGACGGUGUGUAGAGAAAGGGAAAUGGGGAGAUGGGACCCCCAAACAGAUGUUGGGGGGAGCUGGUGAUUGGGGAGCUCUGGGAAAGUGGGAGGAAAAUAUGGAGAAGGGUGGAAGAGAGGAACUGGGACCGUGGGAAGAAAGGUCCCUUGGUGGCCGUGCGGCACUUGGGCUGCAGAGUCAGGAUUGCCUCAGGACUCUUGGCUACUCUGGGCUGCUGCGGGGGGCACCCCCAGAGCUGUGUCCUGCACACGAAGGGCUGUUCCAGGAGAUGGUUAAGUCUGGGUGUCACUUCAUUAACGGCACUGAGCGGGUGAGGUUGGUGCAGAGGAACAUCUACAAGUGGGAGCAACUCCUGCACUUGGGUGGUGAUGGGGGGCUGUAUGUGGGGGAUGCCUCCUCUGGCGAGAAUGUUGCCAGGUACUGGAACAGCAACCUGGAAUGGAUGGAGCACAGGCUGGCUGCAGUGGACAGGCACUACCAGUAAAAGUACAAAGUGUCCACUGAGGUGAGCAUGGGGCAGAGCAUGUCCCCUUGGGCACUGCCCUGGCAAUGACCUUGGAGCCCCUCAAAACCUCCCUGGGAAUUGACCCACUGCACCCAGCCCACCUUAUGUGGCCUGCUGCCCCUUCACCCCAAGUGACUCUGGUGGUUCUCCCAGUCCAUCCCAGUCUCUCCCAGAGUCGUCACAGUCCCUCCCCAGAGUCCCUCCCAAUUCCUCUCAGUCCAAAGCCAUUCCAUUCCAAGUCUAUCCCAUUCCUUGUAACUCCACUCCCAGACCUCCACCCUCUCUCCCAGUGCCCUCCCAGUCCAUUCAAAAUCCUUUUGAGUCCAAUCACAGACCUCCCCUCUCUUCUAGUCUCCCCCCAUCCUAUCCAAUUUAAUUCCCAGUCCCUCUCAAUCACACCAGCCCUCUCCCAUCUCUCUCAGUUCUCCCCAGCUGAUCCCAGUGUGUUCCCAGACUCUUCCAAGGCCCAUCCCACUGUGUCAAUAUUGCUGGGGCUCUCGAGCUCCCAGCACAACCCUGGCCACUUGCUCUGCCCCAUUAUGGAUUUCUACCCUGCCCACAUCCAGCUGAGGUGGUUCCAGGGCCAGCAGGAGCCCUCUGUGAUGGCCACCAAUGUGGUCCCAAACGGGGACUGGACCCACCAACUUCUGGUGCUGCUGGAAACCCCCCCACUCCCAGGGCGGGGUCACCUGCAGCUGCCAGGUGGAACACGUCAGCCUGGAGCACCCCCUGAGCACAGCCCGGCCCCCACAGCACUGGGGACAAGGAAGGGAGUGUAGAGAGUUUAUCUGAAGAAUGGCUAUGCAGCAAGGGACACGACAGUGUUAAGUUGAUAAGAGUGUGAGAGUACGUGACUUGUAGCAUGAAAACUAUGUCCUUGAGCAACAGAUGUCUCAUAACAACCUUGAGCAACAGAUGUCUCGUAACAGCCAGGAUGUGAAAUUGCUUGGUGCCAUCCGCCCUCCCCGCUGAGCCGCCGAGUAUCACGAUCCCCGGGAAUGGUCACCACAACCCCCCUCACCCACCUCGGGCAACUGCUUCUCUCAGUAGCCAGGAGCCUGUCCCUGGGGCAGAAGCUGACCUCGCGGAGGCCAUGGCCAGGGAGAGACAUGAAAUCUGACAUACGCUCACCCGCGAGGGGAUGGAAAAGGGGGACGCUGAUCUCGUUGCAGCGGCUCAGGAGACCUUAGUGUUUUCGGUCAUUUAUAUGCCUAACCUGCAAGGGGGUGGGCAACAGGCACAGGUGCAAAAUUUAGAUUGGAAAAUGCUGGCCCAGUUGCGUGCCACAGUGGUGAAUUAUGGAGUUUCUAGUGAACCGGUUAAACAGAUGCUCGAUUACAUGUUUAAUGCCCAAGUGCUGUUGCCUGCAGAUGUCAGAGGCAUUGCCAAAUUGAUUUAUACCCCGCAUCAACGACUAUUGUUUGAGGCGCGCUGGAGAGAGGAGGCUGCAUUGAGUGCAAAUCUCCCAAGGGCCCAGGGGGAUGCCUUGACAGGGAUCACGGUUGAUGAACUAAUAGGGCAACGUGCAUUUCUGAGAGUUGAGACCCAAGCAGCUUUAGGACCUGACAAACUCAGGGAAGCUAUGACAGUGGCCAAGAGAGCGAUGGAUAAAGUUAAAACCCCGGGAGGGAUACCUAUAUAUAUGGGAAUCAAACAGGGUAGAGAAGAGCCCCUUGGUGCCUUUGUAGAUUAAGAUCAUGGAAGCAUUGUCUAAAGCGGGAGUAGCAGAUCAUAUGCAAGAUGCCUUGCUAAGACAAUGCAUCCUACAAAAUGGCAAUUCUACCACUAGAGCCUUGAUUAAUUCGACCCCAGGGGAUUGGAGGGUGCAGGACCUAUUAGAAAAGGCUGCCUCUAUGCCGAUUGGCCUCCAGGUGUUUUUAGUAAAUGCCCUGCAGAGAAUAGGAGAGGGAUUACAGGAACAAGCGACAGCCCUGCGUGAGCAAGCUAUUAGCUCUCAGAAUCAGGUCAUGGCAGCUCUUGCUCCCCUCCAAGCGGCAGCCGCACGCCCCCGCUCGACCAACGCUGGCAGCAAUCGAAUGAAGUAUUACCGAUGUGGAAAUGUAGGUCACAUCCGUCGAGAAUGUGGAGCAACUGGAGUAUGGUGCGGAAAAUGCCAACCCAAUACGCACAACUCCACUGCUUGUUGAAGGAAGCAGGGAAACUCAAAGAACAGCGCGAGCAGCGGCCGCGCAUGGACACAAAUGGCAGCUGCACUGUCAGCACCCUCCGACAACUCCAACCAGCAACAACCGGGAGCCUCGGCUUGGACCUGGCAGCCUCAGUAGAUGUUGACAUCCUUUCCACUCAUUUGCAUAAGGUUCCCACUGGACUUUUUGGCCCUAUUUUUAUAAAUGGCCAGCCAAUAGGGGGCUUGAUAAUUGGUCGCUCCUCUGCUACUACUCUGGGUCUGUAUGUUGAGCUGGGGGUUAUUGACUCUGAUUGUAGAAGUGAACUUAUGAUUAUGGUUCAUACUCCGUAUCCCCCCGUGAAAGUACCCAAAGGACAGAGACUAGCCUGAUUGAUUCCGUUGCCUCAAAUGACCAAGGGACUAAUGUCCCUUACACAAGAGCCCAGGAACGAAGGAAGCUUCGGAUCUACGAGGGGCCUAACCUUGCUCACCAUAGACCUCAAUACUCGACCUAAGAAGUCCUGUCGUCUGACUUAUCAAGGACGCAGUAUCACACUUAAGGGACUCCUCGAUAGACGCACUGACUUGAGUAUAGUUGAUCCUGCACACUGGCCUUCCACCUGGCCAAUACAGCCCUCAGCAACCACUGUCACUGGCAUUGGAGGAAUGACGCUGGCUAAUCGUACCCCUGUACUGACAGUCGAGAUUGAAGGAAAACAAGCAUCGACAGCAUUUUCUGUAACAGCACUGCCACCUACUGUUCACUGCCUAAUUGGCCGCGAUAUUCUUGCUCAACUGGGUCUUGUCCUCACUAAUGAUCACCCUUUACAGUAAUGGUCAUUGCUUGGACUUUCCCAUUGCCACUUACUUGGAUUACCAAUGAACCUGUUGUGGUUAAGCAAUGGCCUCUAAAAUGGGAAAGUUUGGAACAGGCAGACCUUUUGGUCAUGGAACAAUAUCAACAAGGACAUGUUAAGCCCUCCACCAGUCCCUGGAAUACUCCAAUAUUUGUGAUCAAGAAGAAAUCCGGAAAGUAUAGGCUGUUGCAUGACUUGAGAGCAGUAAAUAAUCAAAUGGAACCCAUGGGAGCACUUCAACCUGGACUGCCUAACCCAGCUAUGACACCAAAAGACUGGCCCAUCUUUAUAAUAGACCUGAAAGACUGCUUUUUUACCAUUGCAUUGCAUCCUAAUGAUACCAAACGGUUUGCAUUUACGCUUCCUGCCCUUAACCAUGAAGAACCUGACAAAAGAUUUGAGUGGACAGUUCUACUGCAGGGAAUGCGCAAUUCUCCUACACUUUGUCAACUGUAUGUCGAUGCUGCACUACAACCACUACGACAAAAAAUGCCUGCUACCAUUGUUUAUCAUUAUAUGGAUGACAUCCUGCUUGCUCAAAGAGAACCCUUUACAGCCUCACAAUUGAAGAUGCUACAAGGAUCCUAACAGACUUUUCUUUAGUAGUAGCUCCAGAUAAAAUUCAGAUGUCAACCCCUUGGAAGUAUCUAGGGUGGACAAUCACAGAACAGAAGAUUGUGCCUCAAAAAUUGUCCAUACAAAUAUCAAUAACAACAUUGCAUGAGGCCCAAAAGCUUCUAGGUGACCUACAGUGGCUGAAGCCAGUCACUGUUAUCCCUAAUAUCUUAUUAGACAAAUUGCGUCCGCUACUUAAAGGCACUGACCCUUGUGCCCCUGUUCAUGUCACCCAAGCUCAGCAAGAUGCACUUCAGAAAAUUAUGCAUUGCAUAUCUACAGGAUUUGUCACAAGGAUUGACCCUGAUCUCCCCCUGCAUCUUACAAUUUGGAGUACUGAAGACCACCUACUAGGAGCUGUUACUCAGCAGUUAAAGAAAACGGGAGACAGCAGUACUGGAAUGGCUGUCACCUCCAUUGCAACAAAGAAAAACUACAACUUCAAAAAUCGAAAAUUUGGCAUUGCUGAUCAAAAAAGGACGCAUCCGCAUUUUGGAAAUCAGUGGCCUGGAACCAACGGACAUUAAUCUGCCCAUAGAAAAGGCCACGUUAGAUUGGUACCUUUUAAACUCCACAGCCCUGGCUGAAGCAUUAUGAUCGUCUGCAGCACAAAUCAAUACCGGUCCCAUUAUACCGAAACCUUUGCGAUGGCUAGGAGAAUGGAGCUGGCUACAGAAACCCCUCAGAGAAGACAGGCCCAUUCCAGAUGCCACUACGGCUUUCACAGACGCUGGAAAACGCUCCAGGAAGGUGGCAGUAGUUGGAAAAAGGGACAACAAUGGCAUCAACAAAUAUUAGAGGCAAAAUCAGACGACAAUUUGCAGACUGGAGUUGUUGGCAGUCAUUUGGGCUGUAACUAACUUGCAUGAACCGUUGAAUGUUGUAUCAGACUCGCUUUAUGUUGUGGGGGUAGUAUCAAGGAUUGAGGAUGCUACUAUCAGAGAAGUACAGAAUCAGCGACUUUAUGAACUGUUUCUUCAAUUAAAACGUGCCCUCAGAAAUAGAACUGAACCAUAUUCGGUCAUCCAUGUUCGUAGUCAUAAAUGGGACGAAGGGUUAGGAGAAGGAAACACCAAGGCUGAUAAGCUAGUCUCGCUUUCUCAUCAAACAGUACUUCCUAGGCAGUCAUAGGCACGGGAAAGCCAUGCUAUUUUCCAUCAGAAUGCUAAAGGCAUGUCGAAAGAAUUUCAGAUUCCCUUAGAAGAAGCUAGAGCUAUAGCCAAAGCUUGUCCAAUUUGUAGUAAUCAAAACAGAGGCAUGGGUCUGGGUGUGGGAGUCAAUCCAAGGGGCCUGCAUGCUAAUGAGAUAUGGCAGAUGGAUGUUACUCAUGUACCUAGCUUUGGCCGCCUUAAGUAUGUCCAUGUGACUAUAGAUACUUAUAGUCAUUAUAUAUGGGCUACUUCACAGGCUGGCGAAUGGGCUAUACAUGUAGAAUGGCACCUGCACAGUUGUAUUGCUGUCAUGGGAACCCCGCAGAAAAUCAAAACAGAUAAUGGUCCAGCCUACUGUAGCAAGCGUAUAGCUCGUUUCAUGCAGUUUUGGAACAUUGCUCAUGUAACAGGGAUUGCCAACUCACCUACUGGACAAGCAAUAGUGGAAAGAGCAAAUGGAACCCUUAAACAGUAUUUGGAAAAAUAUUCUGACAUUAGUAGCAUACAGGAUAGACUACUUAAAUGUUUGUUUGUGCUUAAUCAUUUAUGUAUUUUUGGAAACAGUGAGGUGACGCCUGUGAUUUCUCAUUUUUCCCCGUUGAAACAGCCUGGGCCUGAAGCGAUGGUCAGGUAUCGGGACCCGAAGACAGGAAUCUGGCAAGGCCCAGCUAAGGUUGUAUAUUGGGGCAGAGGCUACUUAUGUGUUUCUAUGCCAACAGGCACUUUGUGGGUCCCUGCAAGGUGGACGCGACCAGCGGUUGUUGAUGAACAGUCCAGAGCAGAGGAGGAAAUACCGCCUGCAGAAAGUGCUGGCACCGAUCCUGCGAGAAGUUGAGGGGGAAUUUAAUACCAAGUUUUUAUACGGAACUGAACGAGAAGUAGCUGAAACGCUACUCCCAGUUUUACAGAGAGACUUUUUACGCCAUUGCCAAACUGCUUGCUUAGCUUGCUUUGCACAUAAUCACCAAGCGUUAAGUCUAAGACAGUUGCACAAUGUGUGGAAUACUACUAUACCUGGAAGAAAAUCUUGCAUUUGGGACGAAAACACAGAACGCGCUUAGAGAAGAAAAGAGAUGAAUACUUGACAAGUGGAGAAGAGGAAGUGUUAGAGGAAGAUGAGGAGAUGGAAGAAGACAGAAAAGAAGAAAGGGAAAUGCAGAAGUCACCUGACCCACCAGCAAUCUCUCUUGUUGGACCUAUAGAUCUACCUGCUGUUCAGGGUCUUUCACUGUCUUCAUCCUUCUUCAUCUGUGAAAUGCCAAACUGUGGCGCUGUGUUCAGUUCCCGACAAGCGCUGAAUGGCCACGCUCGCAUUCACGGAGGUACAAACCAGGUGACAAAAACACGGUGCACCAUUCCCGGCACGAAGCAGAAAUCUGGUACACAGAGCAGAUACUGCUCCAUCAAGAGCUCACCUGCCCACAGCACAACAAGCGGCGAGACCGACCCAAUGACAAUUUUUCCUUGCAAGGAGUGUGGCAAGUUCUUUUUCAAAAUCAAAAGCCGCAAUGCUCAUAUGAAGAUUCACAGACAACAAGAAGAACAGCAAAGGCAGAAGGCAACGGUGCUUGGUGUAAUAUAACAUUCCCUACGGAUAUUACCCCGCAACAGUAAAAUUGGCAAAAUCACUCCUUUUGCUGUCACUCUAUAGCUCAAAAAGAAACAGACCCAGCCCCAGGUACAACAAUUCCUCGCCGAUUGCCACCCAGAAUCUUUUUAAUCUGUUGGGACAGAGCAUUCAGCGGCAUUCCUCAACGGCCCACCGGAGGCCCUUGCACGUUUGGGCGUCUCACAAUAGCACUCCCUAGCCAGAGCACUGUAUUAGGCCUAUAUAGCAAUACCAGCCAGGUAACCACCACACGAUGAAAGCGCUCAACCAUUGAUGCUUCCUGUGACGAUAACGUCAACUUGUUUAAUUGCGCGGAGCAAGUGGUUGCCUCUCUUUUUAUGCCCAGCCUUGCUGCAGGACAUGCUUGUUUUCAGUUAGAGAAGUUACAAUGUUGGGUAGGCAAGCGAGCCAAUGCCACGUCUGAGCUAUUAAGUUUACUGGCCACAGACAUAGACACCGUAAGACAUGCAACAUUGCAAAAUCGGGCAGCUAUUGACUUUUUAUUGUUGGCUCAUGGGCAUGGGUGUGAAGAUUUCGAAGGAAUGUGCUGUAUGAAUUUUAAAAUCAGUUCCGAAUCUAUUCAUAAGAAAAUUCAGCAUUUGCAACAACAUGUUCAGGUGUUACAGAGGGAUGAUACAUUUUUUGGAUUAUCAUUUGAAUCAUGGGGAAUCACGGGUUGGCUUAAAUAUUUGCAGCUUAUGAUAAUAGGAUUGUUAGUUAUAGUAAUUUUAAUGCUUGUAUUGCCGUGUGUAUUUCAGUGCUUGCAAAGGACUUUAAUGUCAAUUAUAGAACAAAAAUGGAACACAUCCUUGCUUGCUUAUAAAGAAAACAGGGGAAGUGGAGAGAGUUUAUCUGAAGAAUGGCUGCGCAGCAAGGGACACGACAUUUUUAAGUUGAUGAGAGUGUGAGAGUACGUGACUUUUAGCAUGAAAACUAUGCCCUUAAACAACAGAUGUCUCGUAACAACCUUGAGCAACAGAUGUCUCGUAACAGCCAGGAUGUGAAAUUGCUUGGUGUGCAGAAAGAUAAUUAAGUAUAAGGAAGCAGUAACCGCAAGGCUUAUCGCAAAAAGAUAUAUGUGUUAAUAGAAAGGUUACCAAUCCUGAGCUUCGCUUUUGCAAUAUGUAUGAGCUAAUUAGUGCUUGUAUAAAGAAACUGUGAUCGACUGCAAUAAACUGAGACUUGUUGAUCAUGAUAGCAUGA
Taeniopygia guttata (zebra finch) is the source of this 10396-nucleotide messenger RNA. The record is from RefSeq and is a predicted model, not a curated record. Lineage: Eukaryota; Metazoa; Chordata; Aves; Passeriformes; Estrildidae.